AUGACCAGAGAACAUAAGAAUGCCUUACGUAUCUUAAUGAAAUCCCCUGUUACCGAUGAUAUGAUUAAAUUUUUGACUCACACAACAUUAAAUGUCUUACCAAAUAUCAAUAAUGAGUUACCAUCACCUCCUGUGUCGCCAGGAAACUCCAAGGAAUCGAAACUACCUUCAUUAAAAACUUUCAUAACAAAAUUGGUCAGAUACACAAAUGUAUACACAUCUACAUUAUUAACAACAGCUUGCUACUUAAAGAAACUACAAAGAAUUUUACCAAAGGACGCUAACGGAUUGCCAUCUACAAUUCAUCGUAUCUUCCUAGCGUGCUUAAUUUUAAGUGCUAAAUUUCAUAACGAUUCUUCUCCAUUAAACAAGCAUUGGGCCGAAUAUACAGACGGUUUAUUCUCUUUAGAAGAUGUGAACCUAAUGGAAGUUCAAUUAUUAGCUUUAUUGAAUUGGGACAUUAGAAUCAAAGAAGAAGAUCUAUUCAUUGAUCUUAGAUAUCUGUUGGAACCAAUUAUUAGAGACUUAGAAAUGUCAGCACAAAGAAAGAGACAUUACAAACAACAACAACAGCAGCAGCUGUUGAAGGCCGGUCCUUUAACUAAAGAUCAUACCAACAGUAAAGUUUACAAUCAAAGGAAUAUAUCAAUUGAUUCUAAUCUAAGUUCGUUGACAUUGACUGAAAGCAAUAGCACAGUAAGCUUACAUAGCUCUCGCUCAAUGAGUACCUUGAAUAGUCGUUCUUCCAGUCCGUUAUAUGCUAAACCACCAAAAAGCUAUGUGCCAAAUAUAAAUCAAAAAGUCAGAAGAACUGAAGCCAGUGAAUCAGAUUGGGAUUUAGAAGAUAUAAUGGCGCAAUACGGAUUUUAA
Tetrapisispora phaffii CBS 4417 is the source of this 870-nucleotide messenger RNA. It is a transcript of the gene PCL1, whose product is annotated as Pcl1p. Gene Ontology annotation, cellular component: cyclin-dependent protein kinase holoenzyme complex; nucleus. The record is from RefSeq and is a predicted model, not a curated record. The transcript has a single exon. Gene Ontology annotation, molecular function: protein kinase binding; cyclin-dependent protein serine/threonine kinase regulator activity. The coding region runs from base 1 to 870 and encodes 289 amino acids. Lineage: Eukaryota; Fungi; Ascomycota; Saccharomycetes; Saccharomycetales; Saccharomycetaceae. Gene Ontology annotation, biological process: regulation of cyclin-dependent protein serine/threonine kinase activity.